Molecule: messenger RNA, 1617 nt
Organism: Plasmodium vinckei vinckei
Lineage: Eukaryota; Apicomplexa; Aconoidasida; Haemosporida; Plasmodiidae
Product: CPW-WPC family protein
Exons: 2
Coding region: 1-1617 (538 amino acids)
Source: RefSeq, a predicted model, not a curated record
AUGGUGAUUUUACAACAUAUAUUGUUUUAUUUCAUGUUUUUAUUGGCUUUGAUUAUAUAUGAUAAGGAAUAUGUUUUUUUUGUAAACUCUUUGAGUAAUGAUAAAAAUAAAAAUCUUAAUACUUUAAAUGCAAAUAAUGAUGAGGACAAUUUUAGUGGCACGUUUUCAUUUUCUGAUGAGCUGGUAAAUUCCAUUUCAAAGACCUUGAAAAGGGUUCCUCUUGGAGUGCUGAAGAAAAAAGUAACAAUAGAACUUGAUAAAGUUGCAAAAGAUCUUAAUUUGCCAAAUCCUGAUGAAGAAACAUGUGACAUUAAUUAUUCAGAAUUAUGCCCAGAAGGAUGGAUAAAUUUUGGGGAUGGAAAAAAUUGUUUAAGUCCAAGUAAUUAUAUUGGAUCAUGUGAAAAAAAAGUAUCGUUUGAAAAUAGUACAGCUAUUAGUAAAUAUGAGUUUUCAUUAAAAUGUAAUGUAUCAUGGCCUUGUAUAGGAAAAUGUGUUGAAGACUUUACAAAAGAAUGUCCUGAAAAUUGGAUUUUAAAAAAAAAGAAUAUUUGCUAUGCUCCUAAAGAUUAUAAAGAUAUAUGUGUAAAAGAAAAAAGUUUUAUUAAUUUUUCUAAGUCUGAAAAAAAAAUAUGGGGAGAUAUAUGUAAUGUUAAUUGGCCUUGUUAUGAAAAAAAUUAUAAUUUAUUAUGUCCAUUAAAUUGGGAAAAAAGUCCAGACAAUAAAAGUUGUAUAGGACCUGAAUCUUAUAUAGGUCCAUGUAAAAAUAUUUUAUAUUUAAAUAAUUUAAAUAAAAAUGAAAAAAUAUUAUUAAAAAAUAAAUGUAAUAUUGAAUGGCCAAUUAAUCAAAAUGAUGAACAAAAUUUUGAUUCAUUUUUAUGUCCAACAGGAUGGAAAUUAUCACAAGUAAAUAAUUCAAUUUGUAUUGCCCCUAAAGAAUAUGAAGGUCCAUGUGAUAAACAAAUUUCUUUAUCUAUGUUUAGUAAAGAAGAGAAAUAUAAUUUUUCGAAAAAUUGUCUUGUUCAUUGGCCAUAUAUACAAAGUACGAAAAAAAAAAAUAGUAACCAAAAUUUUAAAUUACCAUGUCCUGAUAAUUGGAAUUUGGUGAAUGAAAAAGAAAAUAUUUGUAGUGCCCCAAAAGAUUAUACAGGACCAUGUCAUAAUAUUGUCUCUUUUAAAAGUUAUACUAAAGACAUGAAAGAAGCUUGGGCAUAUGCCUGCAAAGUCAAUUUUUCAUAUGGUAAUCUACAAUAUGAGGAAAGUCAAAAAGGGAGAAAAAAUCAAAAAAUAUAUGGAAUAAAUAAUAGUAACAAUAGUAUAAAUAUCCCAUCAAUUAAUAAUGGGCCUUUUGGUCCUUCAGGAUCUAUAUAUGAAGGACUAAUUUUAGAUGCAGAUAAUGGAAUUGAAUAUGCUAAAAAUGAUAUUAACAAAUCAAAAAAUAAUAUUAUUGUACAAGACUUUGACAAUAUCGAUAGUGAAAAUUUUAUUAUUACAGAUGAAAAAAUUAAAGAUCUUAUAUUAUUAAAAGAAUCAACUGAAAAUGAAAAUUUGAAACAAACUAUUGAUGAAACAAUAAAACAGCUAAGAAAAAAAUAUACUCUUUAUGGGGAACUAAAAUAA